UAGAAGUGAAUCGAUUCCAAACACCCGGCAUUCAUUUAGUAAUAUAAAAACUCGUUUCCUUCUCCAAUUUUUGCUCGCACCUUUUCUUUCUCUCUCCUUGUCUCUCCCUGUCUCUCCCUCUCUCGUUCGCGUUCUUCGUCGCAAAUCCGAAGGAGGAUCUCUCUUGCUUUUUCUCUAGGUUUUCGCGAUGGCGUCGAAGCGAAUUUUGAAGGAGCUUAAGGAUUUGCAGAAGGAUCCUCCAACUUCUUGCAGUGCCGGUCCUGUUGCUGAAGACAUGUUUCAUUGGCAAGCAACAAUUAUGGGUCCUCCAGACAGUCCUUAUGCGGGAGGUGUUUUCCUAGUGACUAUUCAUUUCCCUCCAGAUUAUCCCUUCAAGCCACCCAAGGUUGCAUUUAGGACGAAAGUAUUCCACCCAAACAUAAAUAGCAAUGGAAGCAUUUGCCUCGAUAUAUUAAAGGAGCAGUGGAGCCCUGCCCUAACCAUUUCCAAGGUGUUGCUUUCAAUUUGUUCCCUGUUAACGGACCCAAAUCCUGAUGAUCCUUUGGUCCCUGAAAUUGCCCACAUGUACAAGACAGACAGGAAUAAAUAUGAGUCAACUGCAAGAAGCUGGACCCAGAAAUAUGCCAUGGGCUAAUUAACAUAUAGUACGAGGGAGAGCGAUUUUUAUUUUCAAUGUCUAGGCCUAACAGGCUUUGUAUGAAUAUUUGAGGACCCUGAAACAUUUCUUCUGUUUGUAUUGCAAAAUGCAAAUGCUACCUCUAAAGCAGUGAAAUGUAGCCCCAAUUAAAAGUUUGUCAAAAUUUUAACAUUGUAUUGGC
This is a messenger RNA of Vigna umbellata (rice bean), 818 nucleotides long. RefSeq names its product ubiquitin-conjugating enzyme E2 10. NCBI's taxonomy places the organism in Eukaryota, Viridiplantae, Streptophyta, Magnoliopsida, Fabales, Fabaceae. The record is from RefSeq and is a predicted model, not a curated record.